Messenger RNA from Phyllostomus hastatus (greater spear-nosed bat), 5133 nucleotides. It is a transcript of the gene IKZF3, whose product is annotated as IKAROS family zinc finger 3. Gene Ontology annotation, biological process: regulation of transcription by RNA polymerase II. NCBI's taxonomy places the organism in Eukaryota, Metazoa, Chordata, Mammalia, Chiroptera, Phyllostomidae. Gene Ontology annotation, molecular function: DNA-binding transcription factor activity; RNA polymerase II cis-regulatory region sequence-specific DNA binding. The transcript has 8 exons. The coding region runs from base 222 to 1751 and encodes 509 amino acids. Gene Ontology annotation, cellular component: nucleus. The record is from RefSeq and is a predicted model, not a curated record.
GCGUCUUUUAAAGCCACCACCAGCCAGCGCCGCUGUAACCCCGCGCACCGGCGGGUCGCUGGCUCCUGCCCUUUCAGAUCUGCGCCGACGCCGCGGCGGAUCCCGGGGACUCCCCGCGCCGGGAAUCUCCCGCCAGCUGCGCGCCGUGUCCCGGCGAAGGCAGGAGCACGUGGAGUGGCGGGGUGGCGAGAGCUGCUGCUCCAGCCCAGCCCGGCGGCGAGAUGGAAGAUAUAAAGCCAAACAUGGAACUGAAAAGCAGUCAGGAGCAGCCUGUGCCCACAGAAGGCCCAGUGAUUUUAAAUGACUACAGUGUAACCAAACCUCAUGAAACAGAAAACGCGGACAGUGCAGAAUGCCCAGCCAAUGAAGACGAAGAUACAGGAGACGAUUCCAUGAAAGUGAAAGAUGAAUACAGUGAAAGGGAUGAGAACGUUUUGAAACCAGAGCCCAUGGGAAAUGCAGAAGAGCCUGAAAUUCCUUACAGCUAUUCCAGAGAGUAUAAUGAAUACGAAAACAUUAAGUUGGAGAGACAUGUCGUCUCGUACGAUAGUAGCAGGCCGACCAGUGGCAAGAUGAACUGCGAUGUGUGUGGAUUAUCCUGCAUUAGCUUCAAUGUCUUAAUGGUUCAUAAGCGGAGCCAUACUGGUGAACGCCCAUUCCAGUGUAAUCAGUGCGGGGCAUCUUUUACUCAGAAAGGUAACCUCCUCCGCCACAUUAAACUGCACACAGGGGAAAAACCUUUUAAGUGUCAUCUCUGCAACUACGCAUGCCAGAGAAGGGAUGCACUCACAGGUCAUCUUAGAACACAUUCUGUUGAGAAACCCUAUAAAUGCGAGUUUUGCGGAAGGAGUUACAAGCAGAGGAGUUCCCUGGAGGAGCACAAGGAGCGCUGCCGGACGUUUCUGCAGAGCACUGACCUGGGUGAGACCGCAAGUGCGGAGGCAAGACACAUCAAAGCAGAGAUGGGAAGUGAAAGAGCUCUCGUUCUGGACAGAUUAGCAAGCAAUGUGGCAAAACGAAAAAGCUCAAUGCCUCAGAAAUUCAUUGGUGAGAAGCGCCACUGCUUCGACGUCGGCUACAAUCCCAGCUACAUGUACGAGAAGGAGAGCGAGAUGAUGCAGACCCGGAUGAUGGACCAGGCCAUCAACAACGCCAUCAGCUACCUUGGCGCCGAGGCCCUGCGCCCCUUGGUCCAGACGCCGCCCGCUCCCACCUCGGAGAUGGUUCCAGUCAUCAGCAGCAUGUACCCCAUAGCCCUCACCCGCGCCGAGAUGCCCAACGGCGCCCCCCAGGACCUGGAGAAGAAGAGCGUCCACCUGCCAGAGAAGGGCCUGCCUUCCGAGAGGGGCCUCUCCCCCAACAACAGUGGCCACGACUCCACGGACACUGACAGCAACCACGAGGAACGCCAGAAUCACCUGUACCAGCAGAACCACAUGGUGCCCCCGCGGGCCCGCAACGGCAUGCCGCUGCUGAAGGAGGUCCCGCGCUCCUACGAACUCCUCAAGCCCCCGCCCAUCUGCCCGCGGGACUCCAUCAAGGUGAUCAACAAGGAAGGGGAGGUGAUGGACGUGUUCCGCUGUGACCACUGCCGCGUCCUCUUCCUGGAUUACGUGAUGUUCACCAUCCACAUGGGCUGCCACGGCUUCCGCGACCCUUUCGAGUGCAACAUGUGCGGGCACCGCAGCCACGACCGGUACGAGUUCUCGUCCCACAUAGCCCGGGGAGAGCACCGGGCCGCGCUGAAGUGAAGGAGCGCCUGCCGCCGGAGGAGGUUUGCGCCUGCGCGUUCAACAUCGCGUUUGAAAAAAUGCUACUACGCCCGCCUAACGAAUCACUAUCAAAACCACGUCACUUGCAGCCUCUUUUUUAUACCACUUUUAGUAUCCAAAGGGUUCGCAUUGGCCAGAGAGAAACGUCUCCAUUCAAAAGUUGUUUGCAGAGAAUACUAGUGUUACUACUUUUGUGAAACCUUUCUUUUCCCAUUAGUGCCUUCAACUCCAAGCCAUUUAAAAGCCAGUGCAGUAUUUGGUCGUUGUCUUCUGCGUCGAUAGAACGAGCUUGCCCUGGAGUGUGUUGCUAGACCCAAAGAGUCUUCCCGCUGUGCAGCCCGAGACACUCUUUCUGAGCUGCGUCAGCCAUACGUGCCAAAGCCUUUGGGUCCCGAGCCCAGGCCGCACAGGAGAGCCGACCACCCGACCUUGCUGGGAAGCCCUGUCUUUCUGCCCUUAGCCCAAGGCGGAAGGGUUAGCAGCGAACCUCCCGCCCCAAUUAGAGUUUAAUAGCAAGGAAAAGACUAGCCAUCAAAACAAUGCCUGUUACCAAUCACUGAUGAUUCAGUCUUGGAGCAUCACAUCGAUUUCUUAUCACAUAAACAAACAAAACAAAACAAAACAAAACAAAAAAACAAGUCAUCUGAUAAUACUUCUGCUUCUCCUCUUCACUCUUCCGUCUCCCGUUAAAAGCUGCUUUGGCGUAAAGCAGUCUUCUAGAGGAGAAAUUCUACCCCAGAAAAACGGAUGGUUUUUGAUACAGACUGUGGUCGAAACUCGAGGACGUUGGCCACUGGGAACCACCGCAUCCAUUUCCUGUGACCAGACUGGCAGCGCUGGGCUCCGCGGGGAGGAAGACGGUUCAGCAGCACCACCAGUGCAGGAAAAAACUCAACGCCUCCCUGGACUUCCUGGUCUCCUUCGUGGAGUGUACAGAUCCAAAGCAAACUUGGCAACAAUUAAAAAAAGAAAGAAAGAAAAGAAUCCAGAGGCAAGGACUCAGGAAUAGACGGCAUGAGCGUGUUAAAUCAGAGCCGGGCUUCACGAUGGGGUGAGCGGGGGCACCUCCGCUGAUGGGUUCUUCAUCAGGCGGGGGGUGGGGGGGGGUUCUUUCUCCGCGUUUGAAUGGAGCUGCCGUAUUCCACAUAGACACCUGACAGUCUGGUUGGGACAGUGGGGAAUUACAACCCAGCCCACCGUUCUUUCGAUGUCGUCUCUGUAAACGCUGACUCUGACCAAUGUGUGGCUUGUAGAUAAAUAGCAUGUUUGUAUCGGAAUCCUAGGAACUAACUUCAAAAGACACAGACGCCAGCCUUGAGGCGUCCCAUCUCUGCCAGGUCUGCUGACCGUCACCGUGGGGCCAGGGUGACGCACCCCAGACCUUCCCUUGCCUUAUCGGAGCGGACUGAGCUCACCUGCACCUAGAGAACUCUGCAACCCCCUCCCUUGAGCUCUUUGCUCUUCUUCCCCUCUCCCUCCUCAUAAAAACCUCCGCCUGCCCCGAGAGGUUGCGAUGGGCUUUGAGACAAGAGUCCCCCAUCUUCCAGGUUUCCAGCCCCUGAAAAUAAGCCCCUUUCCUUUACGGUCAGCACCUGUCUCUCUAGUAUUAGCCUGACCUGUGUUUGGUUAUGAUCUUGGUUCUGCAGAUGGUUCUGGCCAUCUUUAUCCUUGAUUAUGGGAGGCAUGCUCUCAAAAAAAAAAAAAAAUACCCAAAAACCAAAACAAAAACCUCUGUGAUAACUGUAAAACUAGCACCGGAAUGAAUAGGGGUCACAGAAUCCUUUUGUUAAUUCCAUGUUUGCUCCUAAUUAGCUGUAGGACUUUGGACAAAUCACUUAACCCUGAAAACUAAGUUUCCUCAACCAUUGAGUAAGAGUUGGAUUUAGACACUCUCUAAGGCCCCUUCCAACUUUAAAUGUAUGUAAUUAUGCCACAACCAGCUAUUUUUUAAAGCUCUUGAGGUAUGGGUAUUAAAUACCCAUGAACGUUUGAAAAAGUCAGCAUUUAUGCAGCAUUAAGUACUAAGCAGAAGACUCUUUGUAUGAAUAUGUGUUUCACAUGUCUUUGGUGUGAAAAUAGUAGUGUUAAGUUUUUCCUUUAACCACUGAGUUGUGAAUGUGAAGAGGAUGGCGGAGAGGAACAAAAAACAGGAAGGUAUUUUGAUCUUCCCCAAAGUGUAUAGACAAACCAGCACCUGCAGCUGCCUACCGACGCCUCCCCCCCUCCCCGCCCCGCCCCGCCCCCCACUUUUGAGAGCUCUGUGUCAGGGAAAAUAAGUUCUGCUUCCAGGGACAACUUCCUGGAGCCUAUUUACAAAUCAAGGGUCAGCUUCGGGGAACAUUUCUACCAGAGCCAAGAAUCCCUAAUUCCUGGUAGAUUAGCGUUUGAGGCGUCUGCCUUGAUGUUUCGAAAGGGUUUCUGCACUAGGCUCAAGCUCGUUUAUGUAAUUAAAAUGUUCCACCUCAGACUGCACAAAUGGCUUAUCCCUCUUUGUAGCAUGGCGUCUGUCUCAGGAAAAAAGAUGGUGUGAAAUUCCAUGGCAACAGUCCCAACAUGCUGGAGAUUGCAGCUAAAAGACUAGAUGUAUUUCGGGGGUAGUCUUCAGUAUACCACUGUGUUUCCAUAAUCCGAGACUCCAAGCUGCGCCAGGUUCCUUAUACCCAUCGUGAAAGAGGAGCUGCUUAUUAUAUGCUUGAAAUAUCACACACCCUGUGGACUCUUCAGGGGACGGAAGGAGGAGGAGUGGGAAGCAAGGAUUAGUGGGAAAGACAGCUAGAGCAAGCGAGCAUUUCCACCAGAUUAGUGGGAAAAUCUUCACUGAAGACAUCAACUUUUGCACCUUAAGGUAAUGAAACUAAGGCCCAUCCCACCCACCUGGAGAUGUUGUUUUGUCGCUAUGACCCUUAUUUUCCCUGUGACUAAUGGGUUUUCUGAAUGAUUUACCAGGGCUGCACUUUCACUGCGGGAUCUGGUGCCUAGUGGGGGCACAUCCAGUCAAGAGAAAAUUCGUGUGUGGAAACUCCGCAUUCUUAAACCCUCAAGCUAGACUACAUGGCACCCAGUAGUUACCACCACACAGGUGAACACUGCCUUCUGUAGGGACCCCUUAUACCAACUACUGACCCCCACCCUCCCCUUCUGCGGCUGGGGGAAGAGGGUAAGGGAGAAUCUUAGCAGAUGCCCAGAGAAAAGGGCAAGGCUGGGGCAGGACUCACAUCUGACCCUGUUGGACAGGGUUCAGUCCCUCGUCAGGGCACAUAUAAGAAUCAAUCAAUGAAUGCAUAAGUAAGUGGAACAACAAAUCAAUGUUCCUCCCCCUCCCUCCUUCCCUCUCUCCCCUCCCCUCCUGCCACCCUUCCUC